Athene cunicularia (burrowing owl) is the source of this 2292-nucleotide messenger RNA. It is a transcript of the gene STEAP2, whose product is annotated as STEAP2 metalloreductase. Lineage: Eukaryota; Metazoa; Chordata; Aves; Strigiformes; Strigidae. Gene Ontology annotation, molecular function: cupric reductase (NADH) activity; ferric-chelate reductase (NADPH) activity. Gene Ontology annotation, cellular component: plasma membrane; endosome. Gene Ontology annotation, biological process: copper ion import. The record is from RefSeq and is a predicted model, not a curated record. The coding region runs from base 36 to 1505 and encodes 489 amino acids. The transcript is spliced from 4 exons.
AGAAGAAGUUACUGUAGGUUUGGUGUCUUGGAAGUAUGGAAUCAAUCUCUAUGAUGGGAAGUCCUAAGAACCUCAAUGAAACUUUUCUACCAAAUGUUGCCAAUGGCAUUAAGGAUGCCAGUAAGAUCACAAUAGGCAUCAUUGGAAGCGGAGACUUUGCUAAGUCAUUGACAAUUAGACUUAUCAGGUGCGGGUACCAUGUGGUCGUAGGAAGCAGAAACCCUAAACUUGCUGCUGAGUUCUUUCCCCACGUGGUUGAUGUCACUCACCAUGAAGAUGCAGUAGCAAAAACAAGCAUCAUUUUUGUAGCCAUACACAGAGAACAUUAUGCCUCUUUGUGGGACCUCAAACAUUUACUUGCUGGUAAAAUUCUGAUUGAUGUCAGCAAUAAUACAAGAGUAGACCAAUAUCCGGACUCCAAUGCAGAGUAUUUGGCAUCACUUUUCCCAGAUUCCCUGAUUGUCAAAGGAUUCAAUGUCAUUUCAGCUUGGUCACUGCAGUUAGGACCAAAGGAUGCCAGCAGACAGGUCUAUAUAUGCAGUAACCAUGUUCAGGCUCGCCAUCAAGUUAUUGAGCUUGCCCGUCAACUCAGUUUUAUUCCUAUUGAUCUGGGGGCACUGUCAUCUUCAAGGGAGAUUGAAAAUGUACCUCUGCGACUGUUCACACUGUGGAAGGGGCCUGUAGUGAUAGCCAUUAGUCUGGCAACGUUUUUCUUCAUCUAUUCCUUCGUCAGAGAUGUAGUCCAUCCAUACGUGAGAAAUCAGCAGAGUGAUUUUUACAAGAUCCCCAUAGAGAUUGUGAACAAGACUCUACCAAUUGUUGCUAUCACUUUACUUUCUCUAGUGUAUUUAUCAGGACUUAUUGCAGCUGCUUAUCAGCUUCACUAUGGUACUAAGUAUAGGCGAUUUCCACCUUGGCUGGACAACUGGCUCCAGUGUCGAAAGCAGCUUGGACUGCUCAGUUUUUUCUUUGCAACAGUGCAUGUGGCAUACAGCCUCUGCUUACCUAUGAGGAGAUCGGAGCGAUACUUGUUCCUCAAUAUGGCAUAUCAGCAGGUUCAUGCAAAUGUGGAAAAUUCUUGGAAUGAGGAAGAAGUGUGGCGAAUUGAAAUGUAUGUCUCCUUUGGAAUAAUGAGUCUUGGAUUGCUUUCUUUGCUGGCAGUAACUUCCAUCCCUUCAGUAAACAGUGCCUUAAACUGGAGGGAGUUCAGUUUUAUUCAGUCUACACUUGGAUACAUUGCUCUGCUCAUAAGUACUUUCCAUGUACUGCUUUAUGGAUGGAAAAGAGCUUUUGAAGAAGAGUAUUACAGAUUUUAUACACCACCAAAUUUUGUUCUUGCCCUUGUUCUGCCUUCCAUUGUAAUUCUAGGUAAGAUCGUUUUACUUUUGCCAUGUGUAAGUAGGAAACUGAGGAGAAUUCGAAGAGGAUGGGAGAAAAGCCAUGUUAUAGAAGAAGCAAGUGGGUCUGUUUCACAUCUCUCUCCAGAAAGGAUAACUGUGAUGUGAUGAUAGACUACUAUUUGUCAGCACUGUUGUAGAAGUUUGGGUGGGUUGUUUGUUUUGUCAUAGACUUGUACUUUUAGGACUUUAGUUAGAGUAUGAGUAAAGUCACUGUGGACUUGCUUGGCGUAUAGUACAAGCUCUCAACCAAACUAUGAUAAAUUUAUAACUAGAAGACUACUACUUCAGAAAACUAUGAAAAUGUUUUUGUUUUGAAUUACAGAGGGCAAAUGAUUAUGAAAUCAGAAUUUUUUUAAUGCUCCUUUGCACAGUUAUAUCACAUCAAUAUUGUAUUAUAACCAUGCUUUCCAGAUAUUUCUUUGACUUAGAGCAUAUGUGUCAGAGUGCUAUUUAUUAAUACCACGUUUUCUGGGCAGUGUUUGUUUUAUUAAAACCACACUUUUGAGUUAGUGAGUUCAGAAUAUGGACUAAUAGAGUUAAUAAUUUAGAAAAUAAUCAGGUUUUUGAAGCAAAUUAAUUUGUAAUGAUGUACUGCACAUGUACAGUACAUUUAUUUGUGUGUAGUUUUACACCAUUCCAUGAUCUGAAUAUCCAAACCCAGGUUCAGUUAUGGUGUCAUUGUACCUCUUGUAAGCAAAUGGUAUUGUACUAAUGGGAUUGUUUUUUUCAAAGUAUCACAUAGGAUUUUAGACCUUUGGCAUCUCUUUAUUUCCAUACAUCAUAUAAUGAAAAUUCAAAACAGUGUUACACAUGUAUAGAAAGACUUGCACAUAUGUGUGCAAGCACCUAGUUUUUGAUUUUAAAAUUAUUUCAAAAUAUCAGGAAAUACUUU